Lampris incognitus (smalleye Pacific opah) is the source of this 615-nucleotide messenger RNA. Its product is annotated as fibroblast growth factor 4-like. Gene Ontology annotation, biological process: positive regulation of gene expression; positive regulation of cell population proliferation; regulation of cell migration. Gene Ontology annotation, cellular component: cytoplasm. The record is from RefSeq and is a predicted model, not a curated record. Gene Ontology annotation, molecular function: fibroblast growth factor receptor binding; growth factor activity. The coding region runs from base 1 to 615 and encodes 204 amino acids. The transcript is spliced from 3 exons. Lineage: Eukaryota; Metazoa; Chordata; Actinopteri; Lampriformes; Lampridae.
AUGAGUGGUAAGCAGGAGAUGUCGCUCCACACGUACCUGCUCCCUUUCCUCCUGUACGGACUCCUCCUGUGCGGCUCCUCCGCUCGCGUGCCGUUCAUCAGCUGGAGGAGCGUGAAGACCAACGGCAGCGUGGAGAGCGGCCGGCCGCACCGGGACGCGCCGGGCCGCGCCGGGAGCUCCGCCUGGGACAAGAGGGACGACGUGGCCGGGGACGGAGACUACCUGAUGGGGAUUAAGAGACUCAGGAGGCUCUACUGUAACGUGGGCAUCGGCUUCCACAUCCAGGUCCUGCCGGACGGGAAGAUCACCGGCGUGCACAGCGAGGACCGAUACAGUCUUCUAGAAAUCUCCCCCGUGGAGCGAGGAGUGGUGAGCCUUUUCGGUGUGAGGAGCGGUCUCUUUAUUGCUAUGAGCAACAAGGGGAAACUCUAUGGCUCGGGCCAUUUCAGUGAAGAGUGCAAGUUUAAGGAGAGUCUCCUGGCCAACAACUACAACGCUUACGAGUCGGCUGCCCACCCCGGCAUGUACAUUGGCCUCAGCAAGACAGGAAAAACCAAGAGAGGAAACCGUGUUACACCUGCCAUGAGCGUUACACACUUCCUGCCCAGAACAUAG